AUGGUAGCCUUGCGACUAUACCAGUCCAUUUUUCGCUUCGAGUGCGAUGUGGACAUGCUGCGAGGUGCGGCUGAAGCACUGGAGAUGGCCCGACAAGCAUGUUGCUUCGCAUCAUUGAAGAAGUGCUGGACCUCCAAGGGCCGCUUUCAGUCCUUCCUCCGCGGCGUGCGGCGUUGGCCCUACGCGCAGGGUGGCGUGCAACAGCCAGCGCAUCAGCUGGAUGUGCUUCUUGGGAUGAUGGGUUCCAUUGAGCGUUUGGCAAGGGCUGCUUUACCUGAAUCCGUCACAGUCGCUGAAGCCGGGGAUGCAACCCGUGAUGCACGACUGCAGCGCGCUACGCGCAGUCGUGCGGCUUUGGAGUCCUUCCAGAGGGACAGGGCGACUGCUCGGCGGUAUCGACACUGGGCCAGCCAGGACACCUUGCAGCACUUAACAGCUCGUUCACUGGAGCUUUUGGAAAGCUUGGAUCAACUCGCUCACAGCUUUCCCGCAGAAAUUGGAUCCAUGCCUUUUCAGAUGCUGUAUCCUGAAAAGCUUUCCCCACUUUGCCAACCCUCAAGCAGACUACUUCCGCCCGAGAAGCGUUGGUUUCGAAGCCACGUGGAUGGCACGCGCUACUACGGCCCCUGGCCCAGCGUGAAGGAUUUGCUCUUGCGAUGGUCGGAGCAGGGUGGGCAGCUGAGUGGAUGGGUGCUGAAUCUGGGGGCUGGAGACGGCAGCUGCCAAGGAGGAGACGAUUAUGACCCGGCCAACUGCUUGGUGCACUCUGGCUGGUCUGGCCUCCAAGUCGAGCAAGAUGAGGCGCUAGCAGCGCAGGUCACGGCAGCGGCGACGGGCACGGUGCGGACGCUGCAGAUGGAAGUGACCCCAGAGAACGCAGGCGCGGUGGCAGAGGCGGCCGCCGACUUCGGAGGACGUCCGGAUCUUCUGAAAUUGGAUUUGGAUCAUGCCGAUUGCGCGCUCUUGACAGUACUUCUGGAGGCCUUUGAGCCUUUGGUGCUGCACUUGGAGAUCAAUCCGCUCUUUCCGCCGCCCUUUGUCUAUCGUGAACACUGGGGAGGAAGGAAUUGGAGCUUGCCUUUGGAGACCUCCCAUCACUUGAUCGGCUGUUCCCUCCAAGCGAUGAUCGACACCACCCGAAAGCGUUGGGGCCUCCGCGCCCUCCCAGAGGCCUAUUGGUUGCAUCACGUGGAGUUCGAAAAUGCCGUGUUGGUCCAUCCCGACGCUGCCCGUGCCUUGCCCCAGUUUCAGGGCUCCUGGGCGCAGUCUCCGGCCGAGAUUUGGGAUCUCUAUGUGGCUGGCUACUUUUGCCAUCCUUUGCGCGGGAUCCUGUCCAUGCGCGAAAGCAUUGCGGACUACGACUUCCGCUCCUGGAUGGAUUUGCAGCUGCCAAUGGCCCAUCGAGGAGCGAGGAUGCAACGUUUUCUGCAGCGCGAGUGGCUGAAGACCCUGCGAAGAGAUAAGGCGGAAGAUGAAGAUCACUUGCCGAUGAGAAGGCUCCUGAACGACACCCGGCUCACCGUCGACCGCUUGGUGACGCGCUCGAGUCCAUCCCGACGGCAGGAGCUCCAACGUGAGCAUGAAGAGCUACGGAGGGACUUAGAGGCGAGCACCAGGUCGCUUGAAGACCGUUUGCGCCUCGUGCUCGAUUGUCAAGGACCUUUGCAUCGAGCACUUUGCAUCCAGGAGCUGCGGCACUGCGAACUGGCCGUGCUGAUGUGCCGUCGCUUGGAGACCUUGGCAGAAGAGGAGGCCAAUUGGUCCAUGGAGUACAAGUCGGCCUUAAUGUCCGAAGGGCGAGACAUGAGGAAGGUGAAGCUCAAGAGUGAGACGAUCGUUCUGAGGAACCGCCUCCACAAGCUGUGUUUUAACUCGACUGGUGGCCGGAGUCUCAAAGAGGACAUGGCCUGGGGAGCCUUGCAUGCGCGGGAGAUCUUCACAGUGACCAGUGCUCGGAAAGAGGUGGAAUGCCUUCGUCAGAAGGUGGCCGCUGCCACCUUGGCGAUGCACCGCGACACUCACCCCAAGCUGGAUGCCAUCAACAGCGAGCGUCACGCCAUCCUCAAGACGGUGAAAGAACAGGUCCAAGAGGCUCAACGGAUCUUGGAGGAGUUCGCCACCUGGGCCAGUCGGGUGGAAUCCUCUUUGGUCCUUUUCGCCACAUCGAAGCCCUCUUGGUGUGCUCUGGCCGCAGCCGAACCCAGUGCGUUGAUUGAAGAGGCCACCAGGUUGAGGCAGGUCUUCAACAAAAUCAUCCAAGCCACCAAGAAGAAGGUGCCAGUGCCUUCCAAAGAGGCCGGCCCAAAACGCCGGCCCAAGAGCGCGUCGCAGGCGACCAACUCUGGAAGCAAGGAGGAGGAGGAGGGCCGCAGGGGCUCCUUUUGA
This is a messenger RNA of Durusdinium trenchii, 2385 nucleotides long. The record is from the annotation of a GenBank genome assembly. NCBI's taxonomy places the organism in Eukaryota, Dinophyceae, Suessiales, Symbiodiniaceae.